Messenger RNA from Psammomys obesus (fat sand rat), 2305 nucleotides. RefSeq names its product succinyl-CoA:3-ketoacid coenzyme A transferase 2A, mitochondrial. The record is from RefSeq and is a predicted model, not a curated record. Bases 283 to 1839 code for a protein of 518 amino acids. Gene Ontology annotation, biological process: ketone body catabolic process. Gene Ontology annotation, cellular component: mitochondrion. NCBI's taxonomy places the organism in Eukaryota, Metazoa, Chordata, Mammalia, Rodentia, Muridae. The transcript has a single exon. Gene Ontology annotation, molecular function: succinyl-CoA:3-oxo-acid CoA-transferase activity.
CACCCAGGGUGCGAUCUCCUAGUCGCAGUGGCCCAGCACUCACUGCCUGCCAGCUGUCAGCAGCAUUAACCAAGCGUUUGGAGUGUCCGCACAAGGCUCUUGAGAGACAGGCCGGGGAUGGCCGAGGAUGACCUCAGCAGAGUGAGACCCGCGGCGGACUCUGGCCGAGUCCUCCCUGCUCUGUGACGCAGCCAGCGCAGAGGUAGCGUGGGCCAAGCUCCCAGGGUGCGCCCGGCCUUUCCCUCUCCGUCCCAGACCUGGUAGCCUCGUGGCCCGUGGACGAUGGCGCUGAGGCAUCUGGCGUGGGCGCUCCCACGCGGGGUCUCCGCCUGCCAACCGCGGCUCGCGCUGCCCCACCGCCUCGCCCGCCGCUUCGCUAGCAACCGCUGCGGGCGCGUCUACUUCUACACGGACCCCGUGGAGGCGGUGGAGGGCAUCAAUGACGAGGCGACCGUCAUGCUCGGGGGCUUCGGGCUCUGCGGCAUCCCCGAGAAUCUGAUCUCCGCGCUGAGGACGAAGGGCGUGAAGGACCUGAAGAUCGUCAGCAGCAACGUGGGCGUGGAGGACUUCGGCCUGGGCAUCCUGCUGGCCUCCAAUCAGGUCAAGCGGGUGGUGUGCUCGUACCUGGGGGAGAACUCGCUGUGCGAGAAGUUGUACCUGAGCGGCCAGCUGGACCUGGAGAUGACGCCUCAGGGCACGCUGGCCGAGCGCAUCCGCGCGGGUGGCGCGGGCUUGCCCGCCUUCUACACGCCCACGGGCUACGGCACGCUGGUGCAGGAAGGGGGCGCCCCGAUCCGGUACGCGCCCGACGGCCACCUGGUCACCCUGAGCCAGCCGCGGGAGGUGCGCGAGUUCCAGGGCCGCCACUACCUGCUGGAGCACGCCAUCCGCGCCGACUUCGCCCUGGUCAAGGGCUGGAAGGCCGACCGCUCGGGCAACGUCAUCUUCCGGGGCAGCGCGCGCAACUUCAACGUGCCCAUGUGCAAGGCCGCCGACGUCUCCGUGGUGGAGGUGGAGGAGAUCGUGGACGUGGGCUCUUUCCACCCGGAGGACAUCCACAUCCCCAACAUCUACGUGGACCGCGUGAUCCAGGGCCCCAAGUACGAGAAGCGCAUCGAGCGCCUGACCACGCGCGACAGCCAGGACGCGCCCGGGCUCAAGCAGGACAACCCCAGGACGCGCAUCAUCAAGCGCGCGGCGCUCGAGUUCGAGGACGGCAUGUACGCCAACCUGGGCAUCGGCAUCCCCGUCCUGGCCAGCAACUACAUCAGCCCCAAGAUGACGGUCUACCUGCAGAGCGAGAACGGCAUCCUGGGCCUGGGCCCGUUCCCCCUGAAGAACGAGGUGGACGCCGACAUCAUCAACGCGGGCAAGCAGACGGUGACGGUGAUUCCCGGGGGCUCCUUCUUCUCCAGCGACGACUCCUUCGCCAUGAUCCGCGGGGGGCACAUCCAGCUCACCAUGCUCGGCGCCAUGCAGGUCUCCCAGUACGGAGACCUGGCUAACUGGAUGGUGCCUGGCAAGAAGGUGAAGGGCAUGGGCGGGGCCAUGGACUUGGUGUCCGGCGACAAGACCAAAGUGGUGGUCACCAUGGAACACUGCACCAAGAACAAGGAGCCCAAAAUCUUGGCCAAGUGCACCAUGCCCCUGACCGGCAAGCGCUGCGUGGACCUCAUCAUCACCGAGAAGGCCGUGUUUAAAGUGGACCGGAAGAAGGGGCUGACGCUGGUGGAGAUGUGGGAGGGCUCCUCGCUGGAGGACAUCAAGGCCACCACAGCCUGCUCCUUCAACGUGUGCCCCAACCUCAAGCCCAUGCAGCAGAUCCAAACUGACGCUUGAGGAGCCCUGGCCCCUCCCACCCGGGCUGGACAUCCUGAGCAGAGCUUGACCGCUGGGCCACUGGCUCCUUGGGCUUCCGGCUGAUAGAUGAUAUCUCAAGAGCAGAUGAUAUCUCAAGAGCCGAGUGAUUUUAAUUAAAAACCCUAAGCCGAGCCUGUGUGUGCUGUGCCUGACUGAAGCCCUCCACUGAAACCAUGGCGGACACUGGUCCCCUCUCCCGCUUUCUGUGACCUCCGCAUACGAAGCUCCGGAGGGUGUCCUGGCAGGUCUCAGCGCCAGGACUGCCUUCAUAGCUCAAUCAUGAAAUGUACAGAAAGCCCUGAGGGCAGGACGACGUCGCCGGGAGCUGACCUGAUGCGGUGCCCCCUACAGCUGCCCGGAAAUGCAGGACUGAGGGCUGUGGACAGGGGGAACACUCCACUUUGGCCCUCUGGGUUCUCCUCCUAGGCUCUGGUUUCCAGUCCUA